Molecule: messenger RNA, 3713 nt
Organism: Euleptes europaea (tarantolino)
Lineage: Eukaryota; Metazoa; Chordata; Lepidosauria; Squamata; Sphaerodactylidae
Gene: PLEKHA6
Product: pleckstrin homology domain containing A6
Exons: 26
Coding region: 166-3546 (1126 amino acids)
Source: RefSeq, a predicted model, not a curated record
UGGCCGGAGAGGUCAGCGCCAUGGCUUGGAACCUGCCCACCCGGAGACGAGCCGCACGGAGCCACUGCACACCAUAAUGAAAGACAGAACACUUUUCUUCACCCAGUGACUGGCCAGAUUCCAGAAGAAAACAGCCAAUUUGAUCUGCAAAAUUCUGCCUCAAACAUGUCAAACAAAGCAGGCAGCAAGCGGCUGGCACCAGUCAAUAGCGAAUCUUCUAAUCAUACCAUGGUUUCGGAGGCUUCUCAGGAACGACCCAAUGGCCGGGCCUCACGCUCCUCCAGGAAGGGGAUUGCAUUUGGGAAACGCUCCAAUUCCAUGAAGAGGAAUCCCAAUGCUGCAGUGACCAAGAGUGGCUGGCUCUUCAAGCAGGCCAGCUCAGGGGUGAAGCAAUGGAAUAAGCGCUGGUUUGUGCUGGUGGAUCGCUGCCUCUUCUACUACAAAGAUGAGAAGGAGGAAAGCAUAUUGGGCAGCAUCCCGCUUCUCAGCUUCCGGGUGGCAGCUGUCCAGCCAUCAGAUAACAUCAGCAGGAAAUACACCUUUAAGGUGACUGUGUGCUGGAUGGAAGAGACACGAGGGGGUAACAAGAAGUCACUCUCUCCCCAGGCUGAGCACGCCGGCAUCCGGACUUACUUCUUCAGUGCUGAGAACAACGAGGAGCAGGAGUCCUGGAUCCAAGCCAUGGGCGAGGCUGCUCGGGUGCAAAUCCCACCCACUCAGAGCAAGAACUACCACCACCAUCACCACCACCACCGCAGUGUUCCAGCCAGGGAGCCUGCCAAAGCUGAGCCAGAAGCGAAGACCAGAGGUGAAGGAGACGGCCGUGGCUCAGAGAAGAUCGAAAGGAAGCCAGAGCGAGCAGAGAGCAAGAAAGAGCCCCUGGUGAAAGCCAAUGGCAUUGUGAGUCAAGAAAUGCCCUCAGAGCCUGGAAGCCCUUAUCCUGAAGCCACCCAUGUGCCCCCUGGGGUGGAGAGGCCAACACAGCCAAAUGGCUGGCAGUAUGCAUCUCCUAGCCGGCCUGGCAGCAUGGCCUACCCACAACAUGACGGUGAGACUGCUGUGCCUCGUCGGAGCUUUGCCCCCCGCACUAAUCCUGAGAAGAUUGCCCAGAGGAAGAGCUCAAUGACACAGCUGCAGCAGUGGGUAAACCUGCGCCGUGGGGCGGUACCUUCUGAGGAUCUCCAUAGCCCCACCAGGUUCUACCCAAUGUCCCGAAGAGUUCCUGAGUACUAUCCCCCAUACUCCCCCCAGUUCUCUGAGGAUUACCAGUAUUACCCUCCUGGCGUGCGCCCUGACAGCAUCUGCUCUAUGCCCGCCUAUGAGCGCGUGAGCCCUCAGUGGUCUGUCGAUGACAAGCGGCACUCCUUCCGUAACAGUGGCACAUACCAACUGCGUGACUGGAAGGAACAGCCCGGCUACGGCAGACAGGAUGUGCCUGUCUGGAUCCCAGGCCCCACACGACCGCCAGUUUACUAUGAUGAAAUGGAUGCUGCCUCCGGCUCUUUACGCAGGAUGUCACUCCAGCCUCGCUCCCGGUCGGUCCCCCGCUCACCAAGCCAAGGUUCCUACAACAGACCCAGGGUAUACUCCCCAGUCAGGUCACCCAGCGCCCGCUUUGAAAGAAUGCCUGCCCGGAGUGAGGAGAUUUAUGCUGAGCCAACAACCUACAUGAUGAGGCGAUCGGUCAGUUCCCCAAAGUACGAUUAUAUGGGUGACAGGAGGCCUGUUCCUGCAGGAGUGUUCCCCUUCAACUAUCCAGCAUCCCCUACAGUCCACGACAAAAUGGAUGAACUUUUAGACCUUCAGUUGCAAAGAAACCUAGAAUAUUUGGACCAGCAGAUGAGCGAGAGCGAGACUUUGAUCAGUAUGGUGAACAGAAUGGUGGAGAGCUCCUCCCCUAGGGCUCAGCUGUACAUGCAAGUGUCUCACUUCCCCGAAGCUUAUAGAGAGACGCUGCACACCUACAAGAUAAGCGAGCAAGAUACAGAUAAGCUCCUGGGAAAGCUUUGUGAGCAAAACAAAGUGAUGAGGGAACAGGAGAGGCUGGUGCAGCAACUUCGCGCGGAGAAGGAGAGUCUAGAGAGCGCACUAAUGGGGACACACCAGGAGCUAGAAAUGUUUGGGAGCCAACCGGCCUAUCCUGAAAAACUGCUGCACAAGAAGGAAUCCCUCCAGAACCAGCUGAUCAAUAUCCGGGUGGAGCUCUCCCAAGCCAGCACGGCAUUGGCCAACAGCACCAUAGAAUAUGAGAACCUGGAGGGUGAGGUGUCAGCCUUGCAUGAUGACCUGUGGGAACAGCUGAACUUGGACGUCCAGAAUGAAAUGCUCAAUCGGCAAAUCCAGAAGGAGAUCUGGCGGAUCCAAGAUGUGAUGGAGGGGCUAAGGAAGAACAACCCUUCUCGAGGCACAGACACUGCGAAGCACAGAGUGACCCUGGGCCCAUCAGGAACCUACAGCUCCAAUAGCCCGGCCAGCCCUUUGAGCUCAGCCAGCCUCACAAGUCCACUGAGCCCUUUCUCCCUUGUGUCCGGUUCCCAGACCUCCCCUACCAAGCAAGGCAGCAAUGAGUCCAAGUCUAGCUUCGAGCUGAGCAAGAAAGACCACCAGCGGACAACAGCCUCCAGCGCUACAGUGGAGGGAGGGCUUUUGCAGACACUGCAAGAGCAAGAAGCUGACAAGCAACUAGCUCUCAACAAAGUUGGCAUUGUUCCCCCAAGGACCAAAUCACCCCUGGAAGAGGACACCAUACCCACAUCAGGUGUGAUAAGGAGGAGUGCAAGCAACCUACCCAAUGGACUGAAUUCCCGGGACAGGCCAAAGAGUGCUGUGUUCGCCAAUGAAAUGAAGGCAAAGAUGAGCGUAGAGGAACAGAUUGAUCGCAUGAAGCGCCACCAAAGCGGUUCUAUGAAGGAGAAAAGGCGAAGCUUGCAGCUUCCAGCCAAUCAGCAACAGACAGAGGGCUCCGUCUCCAAAACUCCUUCUUACAAAGUGGUCCGCAGACACCGCAGCAUCCAUGAGGUGGACAUAUCUGAUUUGGAGGCAGCGUUACGCUCGGAAGACUCUGGCAAGAUGUACGAAACCCCCCGGGAAGAGAUUGCUCGACUGCGUAAAAUGGAGUUGGAACCUGAGCAUUAUGAUGUAGAUAUCAGCAAAGAGCUUUCCACUCCAGACAAAGUCCUCAUCCCAGAAAGGUACAUUGAGCUGGAACCUGAUACCCCAUUGAGUCCUGAGGAGAUGAAGGAGAAGCAAAAGAAAGUGGAAAGGAUAAAGACUCUCAUUGCCAAAUCCAGCAUGCAGAAUGUGGUCCCUCUCAAUGAGGGAGAGGUGGACAUGCCCCAGGACCAAGAGACCCAGCUCCAGGAGCAGGAGAAGCGAAUAGAGAUCUCCUGUGCUUUGGCUGCAGAAGCCUCCAGAAGGGGCCGUAUGCUCUCUGCUCAAUGUGCCACCCCGAGCCCUCCCACCUCCCCAGCUUCCCCGACUCCACCGACCAAGUCCCUCUCGUCUGACUCAUCCCAGGGCACCGACAGCCAUUUUAUGCGUGUCUGAGCCAUAAACACAAGCCCUGGCUGCUGUGAAUGCUGUGAAGUUCCACGGAGCCACAUUUUAACACACAAGUGUGCAUCCCAACACAACCACUUAACAAUGCUCUCGCUGUAGCCAUGGUUCUCUCUGAACCUCUCCUUUGGAUGACCUGUGAGAACAUGCAGGAAGGA